AGAGGGAGGGAGGGAGAGUUGUAUACUCAGAUAAGAGAGGGAAAAAAGCGAGGGAAAAUACAACUCCUGUACUACUAUUACUCAUUACUAAAGACAGGAGGAGAGGAAGAGGAGCGGCCUCAGCUCCGGCCUCCGGUUUCGGCGCUUUUUUUCCUGGUUGCUUUUGAACUUUGGAGUCGGAUCUCUCUUUGAGAGCUGCCGUGCUAAACUUUGGGAGGGCGUUUCCUAGGGUUUCCUGCCUUCGAUUUUGGGAUCUCCAUCCUCCUUUACUUGUCAGAUCUUCGAUCCGAGUAUCUGUGCUUCCUACUGCUUCUGCUCUGAUCCCAUGACCAUGGAAGAUGAUGGAAUCAACAAACCUUCCACUCCACCCAAGCUGGUGGAUUCCCAAGUUGGAAGUGGAAUUGGAGCUGAAGGUGGAGCUACUCCCUCCACCACCUCCAUUGAUGUCCGAUUCUCUGAGUUUUGCAAGAAUGCAUCAUUAUCAAUGGAUGGCAGCACUUUGCCGCAAGCAUUACAUUUGUUUAACGAAAGCAGGCAUCUUUUGGCUGCCAAUGUUUCUGCCAUUGGAAGUGGCACGGCUGAUGAAGCAGAACGUUAUUGGUUUGCAUUUGUUCUUUUCACUGUCAAGAAGUUGGGUGUGAGGGAAGUAGAUACUUCCAGUCCAGGACAUGUUGAUGAAAAUGGAUUUACUUUAUGCCAAAUUUUAAGACUUGCAAAGCUCAAUGUAGGUGAUUUUUUCAAAGAACUUCCUCACUUUAUUCUCAAAGUUGCGCCCAUUUUAACUAAUCUUUACGGUGUUGAUUGGGAGAAGAGACUUGAGGCAAAGCAAAUGCAGACAAACUUUGUACACUUGAGCCUGUUGAGCAAGUACUAUAAGCGCACAUACGGGGAGAUCUUUUUGACGAAUGAUGCCACUGACAAGCUCUCCGCUUUUGCCAAUGAUACUGGAUACACUUUGGACUAUCGUCGUUUUGGAUGGUUGCUAUUUCUGGUGCUUCGGGUUCGUGUAUUUGGUCGUUUUAAGGACUUAGUGACCAGCACUAACGGUCUACUUUCAAUUCUGGCUAUUUUGAUUAUACAUGUUCCAGUAUGCUACAGGAACUUGAACAUCAAUGACUCUUCAAGAUUUGUUAAGAAAGGUGAUAAAGUAGACCUAAUUGCAUCCCUUAGCAAAUUAUACGAGACAUCGGAAGAUGAGUUAAAGAGAAUGCUGGAAAAAUCCAACCAGCUUAUCACAGAUAUAUUGAAGAAGAAGCCGCACAUGGCAUCAAAAUGCAGAAUAGAAAACGUGGACAGGAUUGACACAGAUGAAUUGGUCUAUUUUGAAGAUCUAAUGGACGAAUCAUCUUUAUCUUCUAGUAUGACAAUACUGGAAAAAAAUUAUGAUGACGCGAUUCGAAAUAAAGGUGACUUAGAUGAAAGAAUCUUUAUUAAUGACGAUGAUAGUUUGCUCGGAUCUGGGAGCUUGUCUGGUGGUGCAAUAAACAUGAAUGGAGCAAAGAGGAAGAUUGAUUUGAUUGCAUCACCGGCAAAAACAAUCACAAGUCCACUCUCACCCUACCGCUCUCCUGCUCCAUCUCAUUUACAUUCUGUUCCUGGCAGUGGCAACCCAAGAAUGGCUGCUACUCCUGUAAGCACAGCUAUGAACACUGCAAAGUGGCUUCGAACUGUUAUUGCACCACUUCCAUCAAAACCCUCGGUUGAGUUGGAGAGGUUUCUUUCAUCAUGCGAUAGAGAUGUAACAGCUGAUGUGGUAAGGAGGUCCCAGGUAAUAUUGGAGGCUAUAUUUCCAAGUUGUGGCCCUGGGGAGUAUUCUGCAGCUGGAGGCCUUCAAACCACAAGCUUGAUGGAUGACAUAUGGGCAGAACAACGUAGACUUGAGGCAUUAAAGUUGUACUAUAGGGUUUUGCUUGCAAUGUGUGUGGCAGAGUCCCAAAUUUUGCACGCUAACAACUUAUCCUCUUUACUAACCAAUGAGCGGUUUCAUCGGUGUAUGCUUGCUUGUUCGGCAGAACUCGUUCUUGCCACACAUAAGACAGUGACAAUGUUGUUUCCAGCAGUGCUAGAAAGAACAGGUAUUACAGCUUUUGAUCUGAGCAAGGUGAUAGAGAGUUUCAUUAGACAUGAGGAAAGCCUUCCUAGGGAGUUGAGGCGACAUUUAAAUUCCUUGGAAGAACGACUUUUGGAGAGUAUGGUGUGGGAGAAGGGCUCUUCAAUGUACAAUUCUCUGACAGUUGCUAGGCCAGCACUUUCUGCAGAAAUAAACCGUCUUGGAUUGUUAGCUGAGCCAAUGCCAUCUUUGGAUGCAAUUGCUAUGCAUAUUAACAUGUCUUCUGUGUCAUCAUUACAGAAGCAAGAAAAUGCCCCUGGUGCAGUUCAGAAUGGAGAUAUUCGGUCACCCAAAAGGUUGUGCACCGAGUAUCGUAGUGUGCUGGUAGAGCGGAAUUCCUUCACGUCACCGGUGAAAGAUCGCCUGAUGGCACUUAACAAUCUGAAGUCAAAGCUUCCAGCACCAGCUUUACAGUCUGCAUUUGCCAGUCCUACAAGGCCAAAUCCUGGUGGUGGAGGGGAAACUUGUGCAGAAACUGCAAUUACUGUAUUCUUUGGCAAGAUUGUAAAGUUAGCAGCUGUCAGGAUUAAUGGCAUGGUCGAGCGGCUACAACUGCCUCAGCACAUGAGAGAGACUGUUUACUGUUUUUUCCAGAAAAUUCUUAGUCAGCGGACUACCCUUUUCUUCAACCGCCACAUUGACCAAAUUAUCCUCUGUUGUUUUUAUGGAGUUGCCAAGAUUUCGCAACUGAACCUGACGUUUAAGGAAAUCAUUUAUAACUACAGAAAACAACCACAAUGCAAGCCACAAGUUUUUCGCAGUGUUUUCAUUGACUGGAGAUCAGCACGCCGCAGCGGGAAAAGUGGGCAAGAUCAUGUUGAUAUUAUCACAUUUUACAAUGAAAUAUUUGUGCCUGCUGUGAAACCCCUUUUAGUUGAGCUUUCCCCAGCAGGAACAGCUCAAAAAGAUAAUCAAGUCGUAGGAGGUAGCAAUAACAAUGAGGGUCAAUGUCCCACAUCUCCGAAGACAUCUCCAUUUCCAAGUCUCCCUGACAUGUCUCCGAAGAAAGUCUCUGCUGCACACAAUGUAUACGUCUCUCCCCUGCGAUCAUCAAAGAUGGAUGCUUUGAUCUCACAUAGCUCCAAAAGCUAUUAUGCUUGUGUUGGAGAAAGCACACAUGCUUAUCAGAGCCCCUCGAAAGACUUGACUGCCAUCAAUAAUCGCUUGAAUGGUACUCGGAAGCUCAGGGGUGCACUGAAUUUUGAUGACGUUGAUGUUGGCUUGGUUAGUGACUCUCUAGUUGCGAACAGUUUGUACCUGCAGAAUGGGAACUGUGCAUCAUCAUCUGCACCCUUGAAACCUGAGCAACCUGACUUAUGAUGUUCAGUUCAUCAGUUGAAUAUUUUUGAUGUAAAUAUGCUUUUGGUUUUCUGCUUAUCAUUUUAUGUUGCUUUUUUCCAUUUUAAAGUAAUCUUGUGGCGGUGACACGGGGUAUUGCAUGAGCGGUAAAUUAUUGUAUUAUGCCGCCACGACCCCAAGUGGUCGUCAUGCUCAAUUCUGUUCGCAUCCGAUUCUGGAAAAUAUAUUUUGAGCUAGAUUAAGUCAUUUCUCGUAUAAUUUCAGUGUCCCUCAUCUCUGUUUAAUUCCAUUGCAUUUUCAUCA
Molecule: messenger RNA, 3712 nt
Organism: Coffea eugenioides
Lineage: Eukaryota; Viridiplantae; Streptophyta; Magnoliopsida; Gentianales; Rubiaceae
Product: retinoblastoma-related protein
Exons: 18
Coding region: 326-3430 (1034 amino acids)
Biological process (GO): cell differentiation; regulation of transcription by RNA polymerase II; negative regulation of G1/S transition of mitotic cell cycle
Cellular component (GO): chromatin; nucleus; transcription regulator complex
Molecular function (GO): RNA polymerase II transcription regulatory region sequence-specific DNA binding
Source: RefSeq, a predicted model, not a curated record